GCGGACCGUAUAUAUCUUGCUCAUUACCAGAACCGUUAAACAUACAAAAAUUUGAUUAAUAACGUGUCUAUCUGUUCAAUUAUAGGCAAAACAUAUAUAUUUUCGACAUGGCAACUUUUCAAGAAAAACAAGGCCAACGCAGAAUUAAAAUGCGUACUGGAAACUUCUUCUCCCGUAUGUGGAAUGCCGUAAUUUUCGGUUUUGGAGCAGCCAUUGGUGCCACAGUAGCCAACGCAGCUCUAGGUGCUUGCUGUGGCUAAAUAGCGUCUCGGAAUACCCGUUAGUACCGUGUCACUCAAGCAAUGUCUUCUCGUGGUACAACGUCUCUUCCUAGUGAUUCAGUAAAUGUUCAGGGUCAAUAUCGCGUUUAUAUUGUCAUCUCCGAUGUUCACUGCUCGUAACGAACGACUAAAAAUGCCUGUUUUUCAACACUGUCGGCUUCCUUUGUUUCGCGUUUCAUCUUUUAAAGCUUAAUAAGCUUAAGCUUGGUUUAAGCCAAUGAUAGAACCGUCCUUGACAUUGUAUCCCUUUACUUUGUCCUGACUAUCCUCUCCUGUGCUUUACCGUCACGCGCUUUUAUGAACGUUUUAUUUCUUUUUAACGAUUAUAAGCACUUUUUAAUGAUAUUAAUGGGGUAGCAAAUUAAAGUUUGCGACAGAGUGUCUU
This is a messenger RNA of Schizosaccharomyces japonicus yFS275, 666 nucleotides long. RefSeq lists its product as hypothetical. The record is from RefSeq and is a predicted model, not a curated record. The coding region runs from base 108 to 260 and encodes 50 amino acids. Lineage: Eukaryota; Fungi; Ascomycota; Schizosaccharomycetes; Schizosaccharomycetales; Schizosaccharomycetaceae. The transcript has a single exon.